AUGCCCCGCGCCUUUCUGGUGAAGAAGCCGUGCGUCUCCACGUGCAAGAGGAACUGGAGCGAGCUCCCCGACGAGGAGCGCGGCGAGAUCUACGUGCCAGUCAGCCUGGGCUUCUGUCCACCACAGCCCUACCAGGAACCAGAGCCGUCGGUGGCUGAACCCCCUUCUUGCCCCCUGGCUUUGGACAUGAGCCUUCGGAACUCCAGCUAUAGUGUGACCCCCGGGCCCUGUGUGGUUGCCCAGCUGCCCUCCGAAGACAUGAGCCGCCUGGCAGGCCCGCAGAGCAGAGACCACGGCUUUCUGCGCACCAAGAUGAAGGUGACACUGGGGGACGGUCCCAGCGGAGACCUCUUCACAUGCCACAUCUGCCAGAAGGCCUUCACCUACCAGCGCAUGCUGAACCGCCACAUGAAGUGCCACAAUGAUGUCAAGAGGCACCUCUGCACCUACUGCGGGAAGGGCUUCAAUGACACCUUCGACCUCAAGAGACACGUGCGCACCCAUACAGGUGUGCGGCCCUACAAGUGCAGCCUGUGUGACAAGGCCUUCACACAGCGCUGCUCUCUGGAGUCCCACCUCAAGAAGAUCCACGGUGUGCAGCAGAAGUACGCGUACAAGGAGCGGCGGGCCAAGCUGUACGUGUGCGAGGAGUGCGGCUGCACGUCCGAGAGCCAGGAGGGCCAUGUCCUCCACCUCAAGGAGCACCACCCCGACAGCCCGCUGCUGCGCAAGACCUCCAAGAAGGUGGCCGUGGCCCUGCAGAACACCGUCACCUCCCUGCUGCAGGGCGCCCACCACGUCUGA
Messenger RNA from Rangifer tarandus platyrhynchus (Svalbard reindeer), 804 nucleotides. The record is from the annotation of a GenBank genome assembly. NCBI's taxonomy places the organism in Eukaryota, Metazoa, Chordata, Mammalia, Artiodactyla, Cervidae.